AUGAAAGUUUUAGAGAAUCCAUUUAGGUGGUAUUAUGACAAGGAACUGGCCAACUGUUUCGAAUAUUUCUACGAGGGAUGUGGUGGAGGACGAAAUACUUUCUACGACGACACAUCCUGCCGCAGAAUUUGUAUACCAGCUGAUAAGCAAAAAUGUGGUGGAAAUGCUAAGCCUAUGGGUACAUGCUCAGAAACCGAUAAGAAUUGUCCAGCUGGUAGCAAAUGCGAGAUGGGAUCGAUAAGAGCUGGACUUUGUUGCGAUAUUAAGAAUGAAGAAGAAUGGGAAAAGGAGCGAAAUCCAAAAUGCAAAAGUGGAACCCUGCUGAUGAAGAAAGAAUGGUACGGUGAUACGGUGCAUCUCGGAAGAAGCUGUUCACACAAAUUCUGCCCCAAGGAUUACAAAUGCAUUCAAACGAAACGUCUGGCACAUUGUUGCAGUGGACGUUGA
Molecule: messenger RNA, 447 nt
Organism: Strongylus vulgaris
Lineage: Eukaryota; Metazoa; Nematoda; Chromadorea; Rhabditida; Strongylidae
Source: the annotation of a GenBank genome assembly